CCUCUCCUCGCUCUUUCAGCGGGUUGUGGCCGCCGACUACACGGAAGACAUGGCGAGGCGCCGGGAACUGAAGACAGAUGACUGGACCCGACCCGCGAGGCCACCAGUCUCACGCUGCCCCUGCAUUGACAUAGCACCCGGGUCCGGACCCGUUGUGAACGCGAACGGCGAUUGGCUAGCUGGGAGGCAGGAAGUGAUGUGAGAAGGAGUCGGUUGGCGCCGUGCUGAGGCCUGCUUCUUGUUUUCGGCGCUCGGUGCUGGGAUGAUCCGCUCGGGCGAGGAGCAGACGGGCGCCGUGUACGAGAGGCGCGUUUGCAAGAAUGCCUCCGACUAUCAGUACAUGAAGGUCGGCCUGGAAUUUGAAGCCCCCGGAUUCAGGCUGAAUGAUGCCUCCUUCAAACAGAUGAUCGUUUCGGCCCUCAGGGGUUUGCAUGGAGAGAUUGGAGCGGCCUUACCUGUUGACGUUCUGAAAUUUGAAGAGCAAUCAUUAACAGCUAUACUGAGGGUAAGAGGGAGUGACCUUGUGAAGCUAUGGAGUGCAUUGACCCUGUCGGCAUUCUAUAAAGAUAAGAAGUGUGCUUUCAGAGUUAUACAGGUUGCAGCAUAAAACCUGGACCCACUGCAGUUCGCCUAUCGCCAGAACAGGUCUACAGCGGAUGCCAUCUCCCUGGCCCUACACUCAGCUCUGGAGCAUCUGGACAGUAAAGACACCUAUGUUAGACUUUUGUUUAUUGACUACAGCUCUGC
Pristis pectinata (smalltooth sawfish) is the source of this 747-nucleotide messenger RNA. It is a transcript of the gene rpp14, whose product is annotated as ribonuclease P/MRP 14 subunit. The record is from RefSeq and is a predicted model, not a curated record. Lineage: Eukaryota; Metazoa; Chordata; Chondrichthyes; Rhinopristiformes; Pristidae. The coding region runs from base 263 to 607 and encodes 114 amino acids. Gene Ontology annotation, biological process: tRNA 5'-leader removal. Gene Ontology annotation, cellular component: ribonuclease P complex. The transcript has 5 exons.